AUGGGAAGAAAUGGUCAACCAUCUCCGAAUCUUUCAUGGUCAACCAGGCUGAGAAUUGCCAAAGGAACAGCUAGGGGUUUGGCCUAUCUCCAUGAAUGCAGUCCAAGAAAAUUUGUUCAUGGUGACAUCAAACCCUCCAACAUUCUUCUUGACACAGACUUCCAACCCCAAAUUUCUGAUUUUGGUCUUAACCGACUGGUCAGCAUCAUCGCGAACAACCCCUCCUCUGGUGGCUUUACGGGUGGAGCUCUUCCUUACUUGAAGUCAUCACAAACAGAGAGAACUAACAACUAUAAAGCCCCAGAGGCUCGAGUUUCAGGUUGCAGACCCAAGGGGUACAUUCGUCUUUGCCUUUAUAAGUGGUGUGGGAAAAUGUCGAUGGUUAGUGUGAAUACCACCUCCGCGAAGGACAACUUCGGCCUGCUUUUUGAGGAGAAAAAGCUAUGCAAAUACGUUUGA
Messenger RNA from Gastrolobium bilobum, 459 nucleotides. RefSeq names its product receptor protein kinase-like protein ZAR1. The record is from RefSeq and is a predicted model, not a curated record. The coding region runs from base 1 to 459 and encodes 152 amino acids. The transcript has 2 exons. Gene Ontology annotation, biological process: protein phosphorylation. Lineage: Eukaryota; Viridiplantae; Streptophyta; Magnoliopsida; Fabales; Fabaceae. Gene Ontology annotation, molecular function: ATP binding; protein kinase activity.